AUGACGCACCUGAGAGUGUCUUCGUCGACGAUACUCUCCGAUGGGCAACGACAGUUCAUGUGCGACGGAACCUUCGGUGGUGUUUUGCGCUUUAAAAUGAAUCCUUCAAACGAUCUUGAUGACAAUCUGGAUGUCUUUAACAAGUUAGUUGAAGACAUCGUUAAUUGUGAUGAAGAGGUAUCUGAAACGUAUAAGGUUAUUAUUCUGCUUAAUUUCAUGCCUGAUUCAUAUAGGGAAGUUAAGAAUAUCUUUUUCUGCGCUUAUCUCAUCGCCACCCCAACCAUAGCACCACCGCAACCUGAUAAUAGCGUGGGCUUAAAAAUCCCAUGUUUGACUGGUGCAGAUGUUUCACAAGUUUCUUAUGCUGUUGGUACUGACUCAAGAAUUGGUCCCAAGUUCCUUAAUGCUAGUGUUGGUUUCGGUGGUUCUUGCUUUCAGAAGGACAUCCUUAACUUGGUUUACAUUUGCGAGUGCAAUGGUCUUCCUGAGGUGGCAGAAUACUGGAAACAGGUCAUUAAGAUUAAUGACUAUCAGAAGACCCGUUUUGUGAACCGUGUUGUUGCCUCUAUGUUCAACACAGUCGCUAACAAGAAAGUCGCCAUCUUAGGUUUUGCUUUCAAGAAGGAUACUGGUGAUACCAGAGAAACCCCUGCUAUCGAUGUUUGCAAAGGACUUUUGGGCGACAAAGCUCGAUUGAGCAUUUAUGAUCCUCAGGUUACCGAAGACCAGAUCCAGAGGGACCUUACAAUGAACAAGUUCGACUGGGACCAUCCUCUCCAUCUGCAGCCCAUGAGCCCCUCCACAGUAAAGCAAGUAAGCGUCGUUUGGGAUGCCUAUGAGGCAACUAAAGAUGCACACGCUGUUUGCAUUCUCACUGAGUGGGAUGAAUUUAAGUCUCUUGAUUUCCAGAGGAUAUACGAGAACAUGCAGAAACCCGCAUUCAUCUUUGAUGGAAGGAACGUCGUCAAUGCGGGCCAACUGAGGGAAAUUGGCUUUAUUGUGUACUCAAUCGGCAAACCACUGGAUGCCUGGCUCAAAGACAUGCCUGCUGUUGCAUAAAUUCGUUUCUUCGGUUGUCUUCGUGUUGGGACCAAAGAGUGUCAGCUAUCUAGUCUGAAUUUCGAAAUUUAUGUUUCCUCUUACCAGUAUUUAUGAUACUGCUAUCUCUCAUUUACUUCAAGGACCUGAAUUUCUUCUUUUGUUUGGCUUAUAAGCUGAUAAGUUUUAGCUACAUUUUUUUGUCUCAUUAUUUUAUGAAAUCUAUAUGUUGUGGAACUGAUCAACUUUACCUGGUUGGGUUUGAAA
Olea europaea var. sylvestris is the source of this 1305-nucleotide messenger RNA. RefSeq names its product UDP-glucose 6-dehydrogenase 3-like. The transcript has 4 exons. Gene Ontology annotation, biological process: glycosaminoglycan biosynthetic process. Gene Ontology annotation, molecular function: UDP-glucose 6-dehydrogenase activity; NAD binding. Bases 1 to 1059 code for a protein of 352 amino acids. Lineage: Eukaryota; Viridiplantae; Streptophyta; Magnoliopsida; Lamiales; Oleaceae. The record is from RefSeq and is a predicted model, not a curated record. Gene Ontology annotation, cellular component: nucleus; cytosol.